CUGAUAUGUCGGAGCGUCCCGGGGCAGCAGGAUCCAGGUCCGGGUCUGGGUCUGAGUCUGGGAUGCUGAGGCCGGGGACAGUGCGGCCAAUUGGGGCAGAGGCGCUGGUGGCCCUGCUGGAGGGGGGUUUGGACCGCGUGGUGCUGAUCGACAGCCGGCCCUUCGUGGACUACAAUGCCUCGCAUAUCCUGGAGGCAGUCAACGUUAACUGCUCCAAACUGAUGAAAAGAAGGCUGCAGCAGGACAAAGUCCAGAUUGCAGAACUGCUGCAGCACUCAGCCAAGAAAAAGUUGGAGCUGCAGGGUGACCAGGAAGUUGUCGUAUAUGACCAGAGUUCUUCAGACGUGGCAUCUCUGAGCUCCGACUCCUUCCUUUGUGUCCUGUUGGUCAAACUGGAGAGGAGCUUCCCCUCCGUCCACCUGCUGUCAGGUGGUUUCUCCGAGUUCUCUCACCUGUUUCCAGGUCUCUGUGAGGGGAAGUCCACCCUGGUUCCCUCCUGUAUCUCUCAGCCCUGCCUGCCAGUGACCAACAUUGGGCCGACUCGCAUCCUGCCGCACCUGUACCUGGGCUGCCAGAGAGACGUCCUCAACAAGGAUCUAAUGCAGCAGAAUGACAUCGCUUAUGUCCUGAAUGCCAGUAACACCUGCCCCAAACCUGACUUCAUCCCAGAGUCCCACUUCCUGCGAGUUCCUGUCAACGACAGCUUCUGUGAGAAGAUCCUCCCCUGGUUGGACAAAUCAGUGGAGUUCAUUGAGAAGGCAAAAGCAUCAAACGCUCGGGUCCUGGUCCACUGUCUGGCUGGCAUCUCUCGCUCAGCCACCAUCGCCAUCGCCUACAUCAUGAAGAGAAUGGACAUGUCACUGGAUGAGGCGUACAGGUUUGUGAAGGAGAAGAGGCCGACCAUCUCCCCCAACUUUAACUUCCUGGGCCAGCUGCUGGACUUUGAGAAGAAGAUCAAAAGUCUGAACAGUACUGACACCAAACUCAAGUCUCUCCAUAAUCCAGAGCCCAGCCAAGACCCGGAGCCGGCUCAGGAACCUGUUGCUGAUCAGGAGGUCCCCCCGGGUCCCGGACUGGCUCUGCUGGAGCCCCUCACCCUGCCCUGUGUUCUGGCUGACGCCCCUGAGGAGCGUCUGCUGGCCCAGGCUCUGAGUGGCCUUCAGCUCAGCGAUGGAGCCGAGGACAGCGCCCGGCUGAAGCGAUCCUUUUCUCUGGACAUCAAGUCGUACGGUGAACCUGGCGGGAACGCCACGCACCGAGUCUAUGUUGGCCCAGGGGACACUGGGAGACCGUCUGCCUUCAAAGAGCCAGCCAGUAAACCGUGCCAGUUCUCCCCGGUGCAGGAGGUUUCAGAACAAUCGACUCCAGAGCAGAGCCCCGACAAGGAGGAGGCCAGCGGACCGGAGAGAGCAGCCCCACCUCCCCCCAGCGGAUUCAGCACCAAACAAGCCAGCGCCAAGCCUCUGCCUGCCGCCAGCUGCUCACAGCAGCUGCAGCGCAGCGGCAGCGUAGAGGAGAACGCUACCAGCUUCCUGUUUGGUCUGUCCCGCAGCCAGCAGCAUUUGGCCAAACCCGGGUCAGGCAGUGCCCUGAAAGGCUGGCACUCUGACAUCCUGCUGGGCCCAGUCACCGUAUCCACCUCGUCGCUGGCGGGUGGAUGGUACCUUUCUUCAGAGUCCACGCGCUUUUACUCCACGUCGGCCAUCUUGAGCAGUGGCGGUGGCUUCGCAGCAUACAGUUGCAGCCAUGGCCUGGAGGCGGUACGGCGUCGCAGCCGGCAGAGGACAGGCGACCGCGGAGACUCGCGGCGGAGCUGGCACGAAGAGAGCAGCUUUGAGAAGCAGCUGAAACGGCGCAGCUGCCAAAUGGAGUUUGGAGACGGGAUGACGGACAGCCGGUCCCGGGAGGAGAUGGGGAAGGUGGGGAGUCAGUCGAGCUUCUCCGGCAGUAUGGAGGUCAUCGAGGUGUCCUGAGAGUCCGAGAGAAUGUUCUCAGAAACAUUUUGGUAGAAUGAUUCAGACACAGCUUCAGUCUGUUGAAAACUCUCACAGUUUAUAAGGUGAAGGAGAGUAAAACACAGCAACACACAGCGGCAGACGGACCAUCAGUGUUUGGGCUCAUCUGGAGCUUCUCACACCAAAAUCACCUGAUCAGGAAUUCAUGUGACAUGAAUAUAUGACAUCACCUUUGUUGAAUAAAGCAGAGGUGUCCAUAUGUGCAGAUGCAUGAUGGGAGUUAAUGACAUGUCUUUUUUCAGUCAGACCAUGUUUCACAUAGUAACAAGGAAUAAUCUGACACAGUCUCUGCUGACACAGACUCCACACUGGCAGCUGGAAGUAUUUUAUAUAGAACACAGAUGCUCCAGACUGAAUCACACCUGGCUGAAAAAUGCUAAAAAACUAAAUCAUUUAAAGAAAUACCAAGAAUUACCAGAGGAGUAAAUCCACAUUAAAUGGUUAAGUUUAUCUGUUUGUCAGUGCUACAGCCAAGCUUUCUAAUCACCAUUUUAGAAUCUUACAGGUUUCAUUGUGGACAGUAUAUUGAAAUUAUAAUCUAUUUUUUUAAAAAACAAAAAAAAACCUCAGCAGACACUGAUGUGGACGUGGACAGAACGGAUCUUCAUUUAGACCCUGAUGAAUCCCGCUGCGCUGCUGCUGUGUGCUGCUUUGACCUCUGACAUUUCUGAAUGUGAUGAAAAAGGAUGACGGACAGUUUCCUGACGGACGCUGAGCCUUUGAAUGUUUGAGUCCUGGUCGGCUUUAAACACGAUUUUCUCACUGACACAAGGAACUAUACCAGACUGUUUCCUAUUUUUCUGCCCAUCCUUCUCUGAUCCAAAUGCUCGUUUUUGUUUUUUGUUUUGGUAGAUUUUUUAAAAUUGACAGCUAAAAUCUCAGGUGUUUUCUGAGCUGCAGGGAAACGUUCACCUGGUCAGGAGACGAUUAUAAUGACGGACGACUCAGCUGUCGGAGCAGGCGGUUUUUUGUUUUGUUUUUUUUAAGAGGCUGGGACUCUUCAGUGACAGAGCGCUCAGUGAAAACUGUUAAAACACACAAACAUAUUCACAGUUAAUCUUUGCACUACUGUGGUCUGGAAGGUGGUUUUGAUUAAAAGUGUAUAAAGAGGUGAAA
Sphaeramia orbicularis (orbiculate cardinalfish) is the source of this 3131-nucleotide messenger RNA. It is a transcript of the gene dusp16, whose product is annotated as dual specificity phosphatase 16. Lineage: Eukaryota; Metazoa; Chordata; Actinopteri; Kurtiformes; Apogonidae. Bases 6 to 1973 code for a protein of 655 amino acids. The record is from RefSeq and is a predicted model, not a curated record. The transcript is spliced from 6 exons. Gene Ontology annotation, cellular component: cytoplasm; nucleus. Gene Ontology annotation, molecular function: protein tyrosine/threonine phosphatase activity; MAP kinase tyrosine/serine/threonine phosphatase activity; MAP kinase tyrosine phosphatase activity. Gene Ontology annotation, biological process: negative regulation of MAPK cascade; peptidyl-tyrosine dephosphorylation.